ACAAACAGCCACAUGACACACACACACACACACACACACACACACUGCAGAGAUUGCAUUUGAUUUCUAACAACAAACCCAAAGCAAUGGCUGUAUAACCCUCACAGAGAUCCCACAGAGCUCGCUUCAGUGUUUAACUUUGACACCGCUCACAGGUACAGCAGGAGCACUGACACGGAGGACUGAUCGUCAUGCGAGAGGAACAGACUUGUGGAGAUUUUCCUGAAAGUGGGAUCCUUCCCAUUGAAGAAGAGCAGGAGCGGCGCCCCAAUAAGUGUGCGGUUGUGGUUUCUCCACCGGCGGGCGCACGCAAGCGGCUGACGGGUCCCAAAAAAGAGCCCGUCUCACAAGACGACAAACCAUCCCUGGACAACCCAUCGAAUCUGGCUCCCAAACGUCCCAAAAGAAGCUCUCCGUCAUCCUCAUCGUCUUCUUCGUCCUCUCUGGUGCCCGUCGUGAGUUCGGUUUCUCCAGUUCCCGGACAGCCCUUCGAAGACCUCCACACGCAACGAGUGAUCGCCAACGUUCGGGAACGCCAGCGCACACAGUCCCUGAACGACGCCUUCGCCUCCCUCAGAAAGAUCAUCCCCACCUUGCCUUCGGACAAGCUGAGCAAGAUCCAGAUCCUCAAACUGGCCUCCAGAUACAUCGACUUCCUCUACCAGGUCCUGCAGAGCGACGAGAUGGACGCCAAGCUGGCCAGCUGCAACUAUCUGGCCCACGAGAGGCUGAGCUACGCCUUCUCCGUCUGGAGGAUGGAGGGCGCCUGGUCCAUGUCCGCCACUCACUAACCAUCCACCCGUUCCUCAUCUCAAAAACUGAAUCCCGAACUCUGAUCCUGAUUUUCAUCUCUAUAUCCCCUCCACACGGCCUCCGACUCACCCUGCCAUGACCCCACCCUGCCUAAAGAUGACCUCUGACCUCUCUCACUUUUCCAAAUCAAGCCUUCGCAGUUUCCCACAACCCCAGAGGACUUCAUGCUUCAUCUACAAGCCGACAGUCUUCCCCUUUCCCUAAUGGAGCUUUACCAGCAAACGCAGGAGAGAAAGAGUCUUGAGGAGCGCAGAUGAGCAGAGCAUUUCCACAAGACUGAAUCCAGCACUGAGCUGAGUGGAAGUGACUGCUGCUGAUCUCAGAUCAGUGUUCCUCCAUGUUGACUGUUCUCUGGACUCAUGUUUGGGCAGAUAUUGACUGUUCUGAGGACUCACUAACCCUGACCUGAUGGAUCAAGGCUUCCUCCGCUCUUUAUAUUGCUUCAUUAUGCAGAUGUGAGAGUGAUUGUGCUUGUGUUUCUGCUGUUUAUUAGCCAUUCAUUCCUGCUUCAGUGACGGGUAACACUGUGUAAACCGCCAGUUCAUGUAAAAUAAUCAAAUAAUGCUUCAAGAUUCACUCUAUUCCUCUAUUAAAAGAGACUUUAACUGCAGAAGUGUUAGUGGCUUUAAUGGGGGAAUGAGGAGCUGUACAUCAAUAAUGAUGUGUCGGAGUACAGAGGAAGACAUUUAGAAAGAUGCUCUGCUUCAGGAUUCAGUCAAACGUCUGCAAACGUAUAAAGAUAGCAGGGUUCAUGUGAGUGGACUUGGUGAUUAUAAAUAUUUCUACAAUAAUGAAGAAGCUGUUUGAGUACAUCUUUACAGCAGAUCCAGGCAGCGGUCGCUAAUAGGAUGAGAUGUCGGCUAAACUUGGUGUUGGUGAUGGUGUGAAAAUAAACUGAAAUGAAGCGUACAGCAGGAGAACUCGAUGAGUAGCUAACAGACUAAGAGUUUACGCUGAUUAUCAAGAGCUUGAAAAUUCAUCAAUAAACAAACAAUAAGAUGAAA
Danio rerio (zebrafish) is the source of this 1817-nucleotide messenger RNA. It is a transcript of the gene twist3, whose product is annotated as twist3. Gene Ontology annotation, cellular component: nucleus. The record is from RefSeq and is marked validated. Lineage: Eukaryota; Metazoa; Chordata; Actinopteri; Cypriniformes; Danionidae. Gene Ontology annotation, molecular function: protein dimerization activity.